CAUUCCUCUCCUUCUCCUAAUCACAAAAUCCGCUGACUGACUACUUUUGCCUGUUGCUGUGCAUCUAAUUCGUCUCUGGGUCUAGGGACUGCUGACUUACCUACUCUAGCCCAGACUGACUCUACACUUCUUGAGAUUCUCUUUCCCCUCACCGACCGACCAGUACGUUCGUUGUGCUUAUCUCCAUCCAGCCCGCAAUCCCCGGUUUCCCCUCCCCCCCACAUUCGCCCUCAGGCAACCAUCAAUUUCAAACUCCCCUAUCACGCCAGUCCAGCAGAGUUUCGAUCAAGCUUUUACCAGGCGCGGACGGUCUCUCCGUCGUGAUUGCCCCGUCUCCUACUUCCAAUGGAUCACGAAACUACUGAGCUGAUCCAACGGGAUGUCGCUCCCAGCGAUCGACCUCCGUUGUCACAACCUUGGCCCUUUCGUUCUGCGUCAACGCCAGUGUAUGGCAGCCCGCAGAGACACCACCGUCGGAAUCCCAUUGUCCGACGGCCUGUCAAGGAAACGCUCGAUGCGCGCUCAGAGUACACGACCAGCCAAGAUGAUGGAACCGCCGAACACCGAAUCAAUCAAUACGUGAUCAAGCAGGAGAUUGGUAGGGGCUCUUUUGGGGCGGUGCACCUUGCGGUUGAUCAGUUCGGAAAUGAAUAUGUAAUUGGACAGGCCGUGAAAGAAUUCUCAAAGGCUCGUCUGAGAAGACGGGCCCAGUCUCAUCUGUUGCGAAGACCGCGAGGUCCAAAGCGCCUCUCGGAUGGCUUCAACUCCCCGUUGCAUCGCCACUCUGCAGGUGUGGAUGAUCAUAAAGAGAAUGCACUCUACCUAAUCAAGGAGGAAAUUGCAAUCAUGAAAAAAUUGAACCAUAACAACCUCGUCUCAUUGAUAGAGGUUUUGGAUGAUCCUACAGAGGAUUCCCUAUAUAUGGUUAUGGAGAUGUGCAAGAAAGGCGUGGUCAUGAAGGUUAGCCUCGAAGAAAGAGCCGAUCCGUAUGAAGAUGCUCUCUGUCGCUGCUGGUUCCGUGAUUUGAUCCUGGGAAUUGAGUAUCUCCAUGCUCAGGGCAUCGUACAUCGAGACAUCAAACCAGACAAUUGCCUAGUGACAAACGACGACGUCAUCAAGAUCGUCGAUUUCGGCGUGUCCGAAAUGUUUGAAAAGGAUUCGAACAUGUACACGGCUAAGUCCGCUGGUUCUCCUGCCUUCCUUCCUCCAGAACUAUGCGUCGUCAAGCACGGUGAUGUGUCAGGGAAAGCGGCAGAUAUUUGGUCUAUGGGCGUCACGCUGUACUGUCUGCGCUACGGAAAACUGCCUUUCGAGAAACAAAGUAUUUUCGAACUCUACGAAGCGAUCAAGAACGAUGCAGUUGUGUGUGAAGGAGAGACCGAUGACAACUUCCGAGAUCUUAUCUCACGAAUUCUAGAGAAGGAUCCAGCGAAACGGAUCCAGAUGCAUGAGUUACGAGAGCAUCCUUGGGUAACACAGGGUGGAUUGGAUCCUCUUCUACCCGAGAGUGAGAACACGGCGGAAAUAGUCGAUCUUCCGACCGAGGAGGAGAUGAACUCAGCUAUUACCAAGACUAUCGGUCACGUCAUGGCUGUGAUUAAAGCCGUGAAGCACUUCAAAAGGCUCAUCGAUCCAGCAAAGGCCGAUCCUCCAAUGCAAAGUAUUCUCGGUCAGGAGUACGAGACGCAUUUCGUGGAGCCGCCAAUGGAGAUGGAACCAGAAGAAAGCUUUUCGACUGGUCACAUGGGCACGAAUAACAAAGCUCAGAGUUUGAACUCAUACAACAAGGCAGCUUGGGAGCAGAGUUAUGCGUUGAAAGGAUAUCAGCGUCGGCCUGAAGAAUUGUCCCAUUGCCAGUCGUCAGAUACCGGCGGUCUAGCCAGUACUCACGUGCCCACGACCAGCAGCUUUGACAGGAUCAAUACAAGAUCUGAGCCAGAGAGAAAGGAAUCGGGGUCUAUACACAGUAUCACUGUUGGAGGAGGAUCUAUCGACGACGUGCAACACACCUCAACGCCCCAAUCGCCGUCGCCUUUGAUCCCGCUAUCCCGAGCAAGCUCAGCAACAACAAAGCGCAGCGCUGAAGGGACACGCGGGCAUGCACGCGAUCCUCUUGACGAAGAAUUCCCGUUCCUUUUCAUCGGGCCAUCGACGUAUACUGGCUCCCCCUCAGACGAAGAGCGAGACGGUGGAGCUGUCGGCUCCAUCUCCGAGGGACCAGGGAACAUGGUAACUGAGGAGCCAGUUGGUAUGGAUACCAACAUGGAAACUGACAUGGACGCCAACACAGCCUAUCCGAUUGUGAGCGAGUCCCCCGGCGCCGCGGAGUUCGAUAUCUACGAGACCGCAUACCGUCACGAGAUUGAGCGGAUCCGGGCACAGAGUCUUCCUCGUCAGGGCAGCGAACCCAAGGUGUAUCUGACCCGUCGCGUGGAAGGGAAAGACGACGUGAUGAAGCUGGUAGGCGAAAAUGCCACCAAAUUGGGGCCAAUGUUUGGUGCGAAGAGAACAUCCGGCUCUGGCUUGGCGUCCGCUGUUAGUGCAAUCAGACUGCAACUGGAACAGCAGGGAAAAUUGAAGUCUGCGACUGUACCAACCUCGGCUACUACAACUGGUGUCACGGCUACAGAAGCACUUCACCCUGGACGCUCUUCGUCUCAUUUACGAGAUAUCCUUGACCGAGUCAGAAAAAGUUCGGAGCCAUGAAAGAAUGGCGAGCAGGGUUUCGUCGGUAGUGCACUGUGGCUAGUAAUAAAGAUAUUUGGAUCGUAUGGCCUUAUACGCGUGGGCCUGAUUUGCAUCUCGUCAACACUUCUGGUCUUGUUGCUUAGGUCUGUGCCCUUUCUUUUUGCACGUUAGCGCUGCAAAAAUCAUGAAUUCAUGAAUCGGGUUCAAUGCUGUACUUAAACAUAACACUAUGCAUAAAUUAGUAUUAUAC
Molecule: messenger RNA, 2938 nt
Organism: Aspergillus homomorphus CBS 101889
Lineage: Eukaryota; Fungi; Ascomycota; Eurotiomycetes; Eurotiales; Aspergillaceae
Product: putative calcium/calmodulin dependent protein kinase
Exons: 6
Coding region: 346-2706 (786 amino acids)
Biological process (GO): protein phosphorylation; intracellular signal transduction
Cellular component (GO): cytoplasm
Molecular function (GO): protein serine/threonine kinase activity; ATP binding
Source: RefSeq, a predicted model, not a curated record